GGUACCUGCUCUUCCGGGACUUUGCCUUUAACCAGGCGGAGGAGGCCAAACCCCUGAUGGAGUUUUAUGAAGAGAUCAAGAAGUACGAGAAGCUGGACUCAGAGGAGGAGCGAAGCACCCAGACCCGCCACAUCUUUGACCAUUACAUCAUGAAGGAGCUGCUGGCCUGCUCCCAUCCCUUCUCCAAGAGUGCCACGGAGCACGUCCAGAGCCACCUGAGCAAGAAGCAGGUGCCCCCAGACCUCUUCCAGCCCUACAUUGAGGAGAUCUGCCAGAACCUGCGUGGGGGCAUCUUCCAGAAAUUCAUCGAGAGUGACAAGUUCACGCGGUUCUGCCAGUGGAAGAACGUGGAGCUGAACAUCCAUCUCACCAUGAAUGACUUCAGUGUUCACCGAAUCAUCGGCCGCGGCGGUUUCGGGGAAGGAUUGCCAUGGCUACGGGUCUCUGAGGGAUACAGGGACGUCAUGGCCGUGGGUGGUAGCUGGAUGCGGUACGCCAUGAAGUGUUUGGACAAGAAACGCAUCAAGAUGAAGCAGGGCGAGACCCUGGCCCUCAACGAGCGCAUCAUGCUGUCUCUCGUCAGCACCGGGGACUGCCCGUUCAUCGUCUGCAUGUCCUACGCCUUCCACACGCCCGACAAGCUCAGCUUCAUCCUCGACCUCAUGAAUGGGGGAGACCUGCAUUACCACCUGUCUCAGCACGGUGUCUUCUCGGAGGCAGAGAUGAGGUUCUACGCUGCUGAGAUCAUCCUGGGCCUGGAGCACAUGCACAGCCGCUUCGUGGUGUACCGUGAUCUCAAGCCGGCAAACAUCCUUCUGGAUGAGUUUGGGCACGUCCGCAUCUCAGAUCUGGGCCUGGCCUGUGACUUCUCCAAAAAGAAGCCCCACGCCAGCGUGGGCACCCACGGGUACAUGGCCCCCGAGGUACUGCAGAAAGGGGUGGCGUACGACAGCAGCGCCGACUGGUUCUCGCUGGGCUGUAUGCUCUUCAAGCUGCUGCGGGGG
Mesitornis unicolor (brown roatelo) is the source of this 1004-nucleotide messenger RNA. Its product is annotated as beta-adrenergic receptor kinase 1-like. The annotation marks the transcript as partial. The record is from RefSeq and is a predicted model, not a curated record. The transcript is spliced from 12 exons. Gene Ontology annotation, biological process: regulation of the force of heart contraction; G protein-coupled receptor signaling pathway; regulation of signal transduction. NCBI's taxonomy places the organism in Eukaryota, Metazoa, Chordata, Aves, Mesitornithiformes, Mesitornithidae. Gene Ontology annotation, molecular function: G protein-coupled receptor kinase activity; G protein-coupled receptor binding; ATP binding.